This is a messenger RNA of Helianthus annuus (common sunflower), 666 nucleotides long. RefSeq lists its product as uncharacterized. Gene Ontology annotation, biological process: proteolysis. The transcript has a single exon. Gene Ontology annotation, molecular function: zinc ion binding; aspartic-type endopeptidase activity; nucleic acid binding. Bases 1 to 666 code for a protein of 221 amino acids. The record is from RefSeq and is a predicted model, not a curated record. Lineage: Eukaryota; Viridiplantae; Streptophyta; Magnoliopsida; Asterales; Asteraceae.
AUGGAUGAGAAGCCUAAAUGUAAAACCGGCCAGAAACGACAUUUUGGAAAAUGCAGGUUUGAAUCAAAGUCACAACCAAAGCCGAUUGCAUGUGGGAUAUGCAAAUCCAAAGAACAUAAGACGUUAGACUGCAAGAAGAAAAAGGAUGUGACGUGCUAUAACUGUAACGAGAAGGGGCAUAUUAAGACAAACUGCCCAAAGUAUACCAAGAAACCUGAGGAAGGCAAGAAGACCAAUGCUAGGGUCUUCCAGAUGAAUGCACGGGAAGUAGUUAAGGAUGAUAACGUAAUAACAGGUACCUUCCUUAUAAAUGAUGUUUAUGCAAGGGUAUUAUUUGACUCGGGUGCGGAUAAGUCAUUUAUAGAUGAUAAGUUUUGUAAGUUGUUACAUUUGCCUGUUAAAGCCCUAAGCAUGAAAUAUGAAGUAGAGUUGGCCGAUGGUAUCUUAGAAACUGCCUCAACUAUGUUAGAUGGAUGUUUUAUAUCCCUUAGGAACCACUCCUUUCCGUUAUCCUUACUUCCUUUGAAAUUAGCUGGUUUCGACAUAGUGAUAGGCAUGGAUUGGUUAUCUUAUAACCAACCCCAGAUCGUUUGCAUCAAGAAACACGUGGUUGUCAAGACUCCGUAUGAUGAGCCACUUACCAUACAAGGAGAUACUCAGUAUUGA